AUGCAGCCGAACAACAGUGUAACUGAAUUCAUACUGUUAGGAUUGACACAAGAUCCUAAGAGACAGAAAAUGGUAAUCGCUGUCAUCUUCAUUUUCUACCUGGGAACUGCGGUCGGGAAUUUGCUGAUUAUUGUGACCAUCAGGUGCAGCCGGACACUCAAGAGUCCCAUGUACUUCUUCUUAUUCUAUUUAUCACUUGCUGAUUGCUGCUUUUCAACAACUACAGCCCCACGACUCAUUGUGGAUGCUCUAUCUUAUAAAAAGACCAUAUCUUACAAUGAGUGCAUGACUCAAGUCUUUGCUUUACAUUUAUUCGGUGCCCUCGAGAUCUUUGUUCUCAUCCUCAUGGCUGUUGAUCGCUAUGUGGCCAUCUGUAAACCCUUGCGUUACCCAACCAUCAUGCGGCAACAAGUCUGCAUCAUCCUGAUUAUUUUCGCCUGGAUAGGGUCUUUUAUGCAUUCUAUAACUCAGAUCAUUAUGACCUUGAGAUUGCCAUUCUGUGGACCCAAUUUGAUUGAUCACUAUUGCUGUGAUCUUCAGCCCUUGCUGAAACUUGCAUGCAUGGACACUUAUGUGUUCAAUCUGAUGUUCGUAUCUAACAGCGGGGUUCUUUGUACAUUCAGUUUUGUGAUUCUGAUGAUAUCAUAUGUCUUUAUCUUGCAUUCAUUGAGGAACCACAGUGCAGAAGGCAGGAAGAAAGCUCUCUCCACUUGCACAUCACACAUCAUUGUAGUAAUAUUAUUCUUUGGUCCUUGUAUAUUCAUAUAUACACGUCCUCCAACUACUUUCCCCAUAGACAAGAUGGUGGCAGUCUUUUACACCAUUGGAACACCUUUUCUCAAUCCACUCAUCUACACUCUGAGGAAUGCAGAAGUGAAAAAUGCCAUGAGAAAGUUAUGGCAUAUCAAAAUUAUAUCAGAAAUACAAAAAUGA
Molecule: messenger RNA, 933 nt
Organism: Condylura cristata (star-nosed mole)
Lineage: Eukaryota; Metazoa; Chordata; Mammalia; Eulipotyphla; Talpidae
Product: olfactory receptor 4C11-like
Exons: 1
Coding region: 1-933 (310 amino acids)
Biological process (GO): G protein-coupled receptor signaling pathway
Cellular component (GO): membrane
Molecular function (GO): olfactory receptor activity; G protein-coupled receptor activity
Source: RefSeq, a predicted model, not a curated record